Messenger RNA from Talaromyces proteolyticus, 633 nucleotides. RefSeq lists its product as uncharacterized. The transcript has a single exon. The record is from RefSeq and is a predicted model, not a curated record. NCBI's taxonomy places the organism in Eukaryota, Fungi, Ascomycota, Eurotiomycetes, Eurotiales, Trichocomaceae. The coding region runs from base 1 to 633 and encodes 210 amino acids.
AUGUAUCUCUGUAUCCCCGCUGCAGCUUGCACCCCUGCAUCCUAUUUCACCUCCCAUGCUAAUGGUCAUUGGAUGCAGCUGCUUAAAAUGAAUGAUUCUGAUUUUCAACAUCCCGUGUAUCCCAGCGUGCUAUGUCCUUACGGAGCAAUUCCCUUGGGCCUUGAACCGAGCGGCUAUCUAUCCUACAGUCAGCCUACCUGUAUGUGCGGCAGCUUGUCCCCGGCUACCCAGCAACCGGUCUUCCCUGACCCGGAUCCCAUAUCACCUGCAUAUUCCUGCAUCCUCUCAUCUCAGGGACUGCCAGCGCUCGUCAAUGCGCUGCCGACGCGGGCGCCUGAUCCUCCUGUCACCAUGCCAACUGCACUCCCUCCGAAGAUGCUUCCAGCAUUUCAAUAUGAUCAAUCUAAACGGCGUUCUCAUCAAGCAGUCUCCAAGGGUGCUUCUCCGGCUGAACAGCGGUUGGCGAGGGAAACUCGUGACAAAAUCAAACCCGUGCUGGAGGCUAUUAAAUUGCUUCGGAGAUUCACUGCGGCUAACAAGGCUAGAUUAAGGAAAGGGGAGUUGGAACAGGUUAACAAGAUGUUUCAGAAUGUGGAAAAGUACUUAGAAGGUAAAUGGAACUCAAGGAGCUAG